This is a messenger RNA of Mesocestoides corti, 1485 nucleotides long. The record is from the annotation of a GenBank genome assembly. Lineage: Eukaryota; Metazoa; Platyhelminthes; Cestoda; Cyclophyllidea; Mesocestoididae.
AUGGGACAUGGGAGGAUUAUAACGGAGUUGACACUUUUCAUAACUUUUUUGGCUUCCGUACAGACAGAUAUCUGCCCCAGAGGAUACUGGGCUGCAGAUGUUCAGUCCUCCUCAACCCAGAAAGCCAUAAAUCAGUACAGCAGUGAUAGGAAAUAUUCCCUCCCUUAUGGACCAAUUGGCAACACGCCGAUUUGUCGCUUCUGUCCGCAAAUUAGUUGCUUCAUUAUGCGUCAGAUGACGGAGAAAAAGGAUUCCAGAAGAGAAUCAACCAUACGACGGCGCCCCAGACCCCAUCCGACUCAUUCACUGACUACUACGCCAAAGAUUUCGUCGCUGGAAGACCUGUUCACUGUAUUCGAUAACGCAACGUCAACGAAGUCACCGGAUACGCAUGAAGAGGCCAAUGUUAUGAUGUCUUGUGCUCCACUUUCGGACCUGCCAUACCCUGAUCAAAUAAUAACUUAUUUGGAUUGUGUACAGAUAGGCCAGAGGGACCUCUAUUACCUCUUUAUAUACACACCCACUAACAAGGAAAAAGAUGUCGUUCCGGUGGAUUGCAUUGAUCCAAAUUUCCUUAGCUGGAUUCCAAAGAGGGAAAAACUGAAGGGCAUUGAACUUGGUUUCCCAAUGAAACGACUCCCACCUGCCUUCUUCCGUUAUUAUCGUGACAUCAUGGAGGCAACUGAGCAAGUUUGCAUUGACUCUUCUGCGUUGACAAAUAAUGAAAUCGAUUCACAUGACUUACAGCGAUUUGAUGGAAAAGUUCUUACCCAGACAGUAUAUCGACACAGGGGACUGAAGCGCAGCGUCCUGCCGCCAAAACAACCUCCCAACACAGCAGAAACUGGAUACCAAAGCAGUGAAGAGGUUGAGGACUGCCCAGACCUGAUGCCAACAGGAUACGGACGGACAUUUAGCGACAAAGACUGUCGAUAUUCGGCUGCAGAUAUGCCAGUGAAUGAUACAGCUGUGCUAAAAGAGGACAUCGAAAGGAACUGCACCUGUCCACAGUGUACAUACCAGAAACCCGUGGUUCAGGUAACAAAACAAGAGCGCAAUCGACUUCCUGCGCCCAAAUACGUCACGACACUCUUGAACAUGGCCCUCCUAGCACUGGUGCUCCUCCUCAUCUUCGGCACGGUGCUCGGUUUCUGUUUGAACAACAAGGAUAAGGCCAUGAUCCUCUUCUUAACACGCACACGGAAGAGGAAGCGCGAAAUGGAGGAGGCGCUGGCUCGGGAGGCUGCGGAGAGGGCUGCGAAGGAGGCGGAAGAGCAGAAUCUGGUCAACUGGAAUCCUUUCCUCAACCGAUACGGCAUGAUGGCAGGAGGUAGUGCGAUGGGAGGCUUCGGACCCUUCUCAGCCCGCCUGCCAAUAGGGAACAUGGACAGCAUGGGCGGUGGGCAGUUCGGGUCUGCGCAACACCCAUCAACGGCAAAUCAAGAUGCACAAAAAGGAAGCGGACGUAAGAGACCUGGGCGCUGA